Phaeoacremonium minimum UCRPA7 is the source of this 825-nucleotide messenger RNA. Its product is annotated as putative capsule polysaccharide biosynthesis protein. Lineage: Eukaryota; Fungi; Ascomycota; Sordariomycetes; Togniniales; Togniniaceae. The record is from RefSeq and is a predicted model, not a curated record. The transcript is spliced from 2 exons. Bases 1 to 825 code for a protein of 274 amino acids.
AUGCCCUUAGCAUGGACGGCCCGUGUCUUCGGCGCUGUGAUACGACACGUCGCCAUCCGACCCAAGCGCCUGACGCCGCGCUCCUUGUUCCACUACUCGAUCACCAAGUCGCACACCAACCUGCUCGAGACCGACUACAACUUCCACAAGUCCAACUCGACAUAUUUUGCCGACCUGGACGUGUCCCGUUCGCACCUGGUCAUGCACCUCAUGCGCCCCGGAAUCAAGGCGAUCAGCGAGAACGCCAAGACGAAGCUCGUGCAUGACAAGCAGGGCAAUCUGAUCAAAGGUGGCUUCGGCAUGGGGUUGGGCGCCGUGUUCUGCAGCUUCAAGAAAGAGCUCGGCUCAUACCAGGGGUUCGAGAUGUGGACACGCGUGCUGGCCUGGGAUCGCAAGUGGCUGUAUCUCGUCACGCACUUCGUGAUCAAGGGCAAGGUCAAGCCGACGCAGUGGGACGACAAGAGCUAUGGGAGGCUCCGCCCGAAGGACCAGGAGGCCGACUUCCAGAAGUACGUGAUCGCCACCGCGGUCAGCAAGUACGUCUUCAAGCUCGGCCGCUUCACCGUCCAUCCCGCCAUCGUCCUCGAUGCUAGCGGUCUUUUGCCCCCGCGACCCGGCGCCGGCUGGAGAGGCGGCGAGGCCGAGGUUGGCAUGCCGGAUGAGCUGGGCGAGAUCACGGCGGAGAGUGAGUGGGAUUGGAAGAAAGUAGAGUCGGAGCGCCGCAAGGGCAUGGAGUUUGCGGAGCAUUUCGCCGCGUUGGACAGCACCAACGGCCUCUUUGAGGGCGGCGAGGACGGAGCCUUGGGCCGAUUUAGCCCUGGCUAA